Pseudogymnoascus verrucosus is the source of this 3763-nucleotide messenger RNA. RefSeq names its product DNA repair protein (gene RAD16). The transcript is spliced from 4 exons. Lineage: Eukaryota; Fungi; Ascomycota; Leotiomycetes; Thelebolales; Thelebolaceae. The coding region runs from base 562 to 3483 and encodes 973 amino acids. The record is from RefSeq and is a predicted model, not a curated record. Gene Ontology annotation, molecular function: ATP binding; ATP-dependent chromatin remodeler activity; metal ion binding.
AAUGAGGGGAGAGAGGCAGAGAAGUAAUACGGGUGAUCUCUCUCUUUCUUCAUCUUCUGUUUACAUUCUAUCCUCUUCAUCAAAUAAAUAUCUAUGAAUGUAUAGAAUUUCACUUCAAGAUCCUUUAUACUGAGCGACUAAGGCUGCGCCAUUGAGUACCCAUUCGUACUCAAUCCCACCUUUGUUGGCUGUCGAGUCAGCAUUCGUUACUUCUACCCGUCGCCGCUUGACAACCUCUUUGGCUGUCUUUGGGCCACUGCGAAUCCCGUCGUUUCAGUCCCAGAGUGAAUUCACCCUGACUUCAUUCACUUCCCAAAAGCAAACCAGCACCCGCCUGCGCUGCUUAUAGUCGGAUUCCCAGCCUGGCUUCACCUAGCCACAUCCAGUACCGACCUCAACUUCCACGACUCCGUUCUUUUGUCCAGCACAAAGAGUUUUCAAGUUUCCAUCAAUCCAUUGUCGUUUUGGGACACCCAUUCCGGUCGUUAUUUUGGUCCCAGAUCAUUGAGAGACAGAUCAACUAUACGAACUUGAAGGGCAAGGCAGGGCCUCAACACAAAUAUGGUCGCUCUUAGUACAAGACGUCGGACUAGAAGUUCCAUGGCAGCCACCUACGAUGGUGCUGGGGAUGAGAACGACGUGGAUCCACUACAGGUCGCUGAAUCAAUCGACCGAACUUCCAUGUCAUCGGCAUCUACCGCACAUGAGAGCAGUGGCUAUUCUACCCCCGCUACAAGUGCCGUUACUACCCCAGCUCAGGUGAAAGAUGAACCCUCAACUCGCAAUCUCAGGCGCCGCAUCGCCUCGUCUCUUGCCCACGAGGUGUCUUCGGCUACAGCCACCGUGGUCCACCGGGCCAAAGCACUCCGCAAUAGCGAAUUUGCCCUGAAUCCAAGGAGCAGCAGCAAGAGGUCCCACGAGGUGUUGGACAGUGAGGAUGAUGAUGACGAUGAGUUCGAAGACAACUCUAGGGAUGCUCAGCUCGCGAGGGCAUUGCAGAAGGAAGAAAAUGAGCGCAGCGAGCUUGUUAGCACAGAGCGUCAGACUUCUCUCGGAACUAGUCGACGUGGACGACCUCGGAGAUCAGUUUUGCCCAUGACGAACUUUGUAGACGAGUUUUCGGAGGGCGAAGAUGCUUAUAAUCCGCCUUCAAAGAGGGCCAAGCUGUCUGAUGGAAAGGGCAAAGCACGUGCGACAGUUCCUGACUCUGACGAACAAUCGGAGUUUACUGACGGUUCCUCCUCUGCGGAUGAGAACGAUUUCCCGGGUUUUCUCAACCUCACGGACGAUGAAGAAACCCAACCACCUCGCCGUCCUGUUCAAGCUCGCCGCCGCUUCGGCAAUAACCCGUCCCAACGCCGAAGUACCUUCCAACAGCCAUCUAUUCCUGCUAUGGAACCCGCCGACUAUACUGCCCCUAUUCAACAACCCGAUUCUGCUGGCGAGGAGGGCAGUAAUGAUGACUCUGAGAUUCCUGAUUUUGCCACGAUGACACCGGCACAAAGAAGAGAAUAUAAGUUGGAGAGCAGGGCCAGGGCUGCCCGCCAAAGAUUGGAGACCCAUCACCCAGAGCUUUUAGUGAUGUGGAAAGAGCUGAGAGAUCUGCCAAAGAUCCCACCCACCAAAGCAGAGCAGCCUACAAAUAUAUCGAGGGAGUUGAAACCAUUCCAACUGGAAGGUUUGAAUUGGAUGAAGAUGAUGGAGAAGACUAAGUGGGGCGGAGGAUUGUUAGGCGACGAGAUGGGCAUGGGGAAGACGAUCCAAGCUGUCUCCUUGAUUAUGUCUGAUUAUCCGGCCAAGAACCCGUCGCUUGUCCUUAUACCUCCUGUCGCUCUCAUGCAGUGGCAGCAAGAAAUCGCGCAGUAUACAGAUGGUACUUUAAAGACCUUCGUUUAUCACGGGACAAACAGCGCCGCGAAAGGUGUUACAGUUGCUACGCUUCGAAAGUACGAUGUAAUUUUGAUGUCAUACAACAGUUUGGAGUCAUUGUACCGCUUCCAGGAGAAGGGCAGGAAGAGAAAAGACGAGGUUGCAUUCCAAAAGAGUCCUGUUCACCAAAUCCAGUUUCACAGAGUCAUUCUAGAUGAGGCUCAUAACAUCAAGCAACGUACUACCGGAAGUGCCAAAGCUUGCUUUGCACUUAAAGCUGACCACAAGUGGUGUCUCUCUGGUACCCCGCUUCAGAACCGUAUUGGCGAAUUCUUUUCGUUGAUUAGGUUUCUUGAUGUCCGACCUUUUGCAAGUUAUUUCUGCAAGCAGUGCCCCUGCAGCCAACUUGAGUGGGCAAUGGACGAAAGAAACCGCUGCACCAAAUGCUCCCACAAUGGCAUGCAGCACGUCUCGGUCUUCAACCAAGAGCUACUCAACCCAAUUCAGAAGUACGGCAACUAUGGCCCGGGCAAAGAUGCAUUUGCCAAACUGCGCCUCCUUACAGACCGCUUCAUGCUCCGUCGAGUCAAGACGGACCACUCUGCCGCGAUGGAGCUGCCAGCUAAGGAAAUCUAUGUUGAUCGCAAGUUCUUCGGAGACGAGGAGAAUGAUUUCGCUGGCAGCAUUAUGAACAGCGGCACUCGCAAAUUCGAGACUUACGUUUCGCAAGGUGUGCUGCUGAACAACUACGCCAACAUUUUCGGUCUGAUCAUGCAAAUGCGCCAAGUCGCAGACCAUCCGGAUUUGAUUCUAAAGAAAGAUGGGGCUGGUGGCCAGAACAUCUUGUGCUGCUGUAUUUGUGACGAACCAGCCGAAGAUGCGAUCAGAUCAGCAUGUAAACAUGACUUCUGUCGUACUUGUGUGAAGAAUUACAUCGCCUCAUCCGAAGAAUCUACAGGAACCCCCGACUGCCCACGCUGCCAUCUCCUCCUAGCCAUUGACCUCGAGCAGCCAGAGAUGGUGCAGGACGAGUCUGCGGUUAAAAAGACAAGCAUCAUCAACCGGAUCAAGAUGGAGAACUGGACCAGUUCGUCCAAGAUUGAGGCACUUCUGUACGAUCUCCACCUCCUACGUUCCAAGAACUCGUCAACGAAGAGCAUCAUCUUCUCCGGCUUCACCACGAUGCUUCAACUUGUUGAAUGGCGCCUCAGACGUGCUGGUAUCACAACGGUCAUGUUGGACGGUAGCAUGACACCUGCGCAGCGCCAGGCUAGUAUCAACGCCUUCAUGACAGACCCCACCAUCGAGUGUUUUCUUGUCUCCCUGAAGGCCGGCGGUGUCGCGCUCAACCUUACAGAAGCAAGCCACGUCUUCAUCGUCGACCCUUGGUGGAACCCAGCGGCGGAAUGGCAGUCCGCAGACCGGUGCCAUCGUAUUGGACAGUGUCGCCCCUGCAGCAUCACGCGUCUGUGCAUUGAGGACAGUGUCGAGAGCCGGAUGGUGAUGUUGCAGGAGAAGAAGAGCAAUAUGAUUCGUAGCACGAUUAAUAAUGAUGAGGCGGCUAUGGAGAGCUUGACGGCGGAGGAUAUGCAGUUUUUGUUCCGUGGUACUUGAGGACGGGUGUAUGUAUCGACUGGGGGCGUUGGGUAUAGGUGCUAUUGUUUUGGGGAGUUGGGAGGAUUAUGGGGGUCGGCUUAGGGUUUGGUUCGGAGUAGGUGGGAUGGGUAUGAUGAUCAUGAUAACAAGGGAUUUUGUAUGGUUACGGAAUUGGCGGACUGUGGAAUAUGGGCCUUGCCUGCGUACCUGCGAUGGGUUUAUUUGAGUGGGGCAUUGGCAAGCGUUUUAUAGCCUAUACCAGAGCUUUUAGCGUAGGAAUUUGACUCUAUAACCAUAA